Molecule: messenger RNA, 6585 nt
Organism: Eimeria tenella
Lineage: Eukaryota; Apicomplexa; Conoidasida; Eucoccidiorida; Eimeriidae
Exons: 5
Coding region: 1-6585 (2194 amino acids)
Biological process (GO): clathrin-dependent endocytosis; clathrin coat disassembly
Cellular component (GO): cytoplasm; intracellular membrane-bounded organelle; vesicle
Molecular function (GO): clathrin binding
Source: RefSeq, a predicted model, not a curated record
AUGUAUCCCCAAGCAGCAGCGGCGGAAAAACUGCUGCUGCCUGCAUGCGGGCAGCAGCUGGGCUCAGGUGUGCAGACACCUGAGCUCAGCGUGCAGCAGCAGCAGGCGCUGCAGCAGCAGCAGGUGCUGCAGCAGCAGCAGGUGCUGCAGCAGCAGCAGGCGCUGCAGCAGCAGCAGGUGCUGCAGCAGCUGCAGCAUCUUCAGCAGCUGCAGCAGCACUACGGAUUCCCUUUCUCUCCUGCUGCUACUUAUUUUGCUGACCAAGGAGACACUUUAUAUUCAGCUCUUCCUAUCGAGACCUACACUGCAUUACCUGCUGCUGCUGCUGCUGCUGCAGCCCAGGCAGCAGCAACAGACGUAGCCAAUGCUGCCACUGCAGCAGCAACGGAUGCUGCGCAGGCAGCAACGAGCGCAGCAACAGAAGCAGCAGCAGCAGCGCAGCAGCUGCUCGCAAGGGCCGCAGCAACAGCAGCAGCAGCAAAUGUUCCCGGCGGCGCUUCCUCCUUGACCCCCCCGCUGACUUCCCAGCAGCAGCAGCAGCAGCAGCAGCACCUGCACCUGCUGCAGCAGCUGCUGAAGCAGCUGCCGCACCCGCUACAGCAGCUGCAGCAGUCCCACUUGCUGCAGGGGCUGUCGCCGCAGCAGAAGCAGCAGCUGCAGCAGCAGCAACAGUACCUGCUGCCGCUGCUUGCGUCUCGGCUGCUGCCUGGCGGCGGAGGCGAGGGCCCCGCGGCGCCGGGAGCAGCAGCAGCAGCAGCAGCAGCAGCAGCAGCAGCAGCAGCAGUCUCGCAGCUGGCCUCGCCGCAGCAGUACGUCCAGGCCCUGCACGCAGCACUUCUCGCCACUUAUAAUGCUUCUGAAAAGACAAGAGAAGCAGCAAAUGAGUUUAUUGUUUAUAGACAAACUCACCCAAACGAUGGCUGGGUGGAAGCCUUAAAUGCUUUUGAAAACGCGGCCAAGGAGCUGCGGCAGCAGCAGCAGCAGCAGCAGCAGCAGCAACAGCCGCAGCAGCCGCAGCUGAUCGAGCAGCUCCAGAAGGAGCAGGAGCAGCAGCAGCAGAAGCUGCAGCAGCAGCAGAAGCUGCAGCAGCAGCGGCAGGCGGACCCGCAGCGUGUGGAGCAGCAGCGACAGCAGCAGGAGCAAGUGCUGCAGCAGCAGCUGCAGCAGCAGCUGCAGCUCCAGCAACUCAUGCACCAGCAGCAGCAGCAACAGCUCCAGCAGCUGCAGCAGCAGCGCCAACAGCAGCAGCAGCAGCUGCCCCACACGCAGGACCAGCAGCAGCAACUGCUCCAGUACCAACUGCUCCAGCAGCAACUCUACCUCCAGCAGCAGCGACAGCAGCAGCUGCUGCAGCAGCAACUGCAGCAGCAGCAGCCCCAGCAACAACUGCAGCCGCAGCAAACGCAGCAACCGUACCAAACACCGCAGCAGCAACAGCUGCUGCCGCAGCAACUGACUCCGCAGCAACUGCAGCAGCAGGUGGAAAUGCAGCUGCAGCAUCGGUUGUAUCUGCAGCAGCAGCAGCGGCAGAAGCAACUGGAGCAGCAACUCCAGCAGCAACUCCAGCAGCAACUCCAGCAAAAGCAGCAGGAAAUGAAGCAGAAGCAGCAGCAGGAGCUGCAACAGCAGCAAGAGCUGCAGCAGCAGAGACUGCAGCAGCAACAGCAGCAGAUUCAGGAGCAACUGAAGCAGCAGCAGCAGCAGGAAUUGCUUCAGCAACAGCAGCUCAGUGAACAGCUGAUGCAGCAGCAGCGGCAGCAGGAGCUGCAGCAGCAGAGGGCCAAGCAGCAGCAGGAGCUGCUGCAACAAAAACAACUUCAGGAGCAACUGAGGCAGCAGCAUCAACAGCAGCUGCAACAGCAACAACUGCAGCAGCAGCAGCAGGAAGAACAGCAACAGCGUCUGCAGCAGCAGCUGAAGCAGCAGCAGGAAAAGCAGCAACAAGAACGCCUUCAGGAGCAACUGAAACAGCAGCAGCAGCAGCGGGAUUGGCAGCAGCAGCUGCUGCAAAAGCAACUGGAACAGCAGCAGCAGGAGCUGGAGCAGCAAGCGGUGCCUCGAGAGCAGCUGAAACAGCAGCAGCAGGAGCAGCAGCAGGAGCAGCAGCAACUCCAGCAGCAACUCCAGCAAAAGCAGCAGGAAAUGAAGCAGAAGCAGCAGCAGGAGCUGCAACAGCAGCAAGAGCUGCAGCAGCAGAGACUGCAGCAGCAACAGCAGCAGAUUCAGGAGCAACUGAAGCAGCAGCAGCAGCAGGAAUUGCUUCAGCAACAGCAGCUCAGUGAACAGCUGAUGCAGCAGCAGCGGCAGCAGGAGCUGCAGCAGCAGAGGGCCAAGCAGCAGCAGGAGCUGCUGCAACAAAAACAACUUCAGGAGCAACUGAGGCAGCAGCAUCAACAGCAGCUGCAACAGCAACAACUGCAGCAGCAGCAGCAGGAAGAACAGCAACAGCGUCUGCAGCAGCAGCUGAAGCAGCAGCAGGAAAAGCAGCAACAAGAACGCCUUCAGGAGCAACUGAAACAGCAGCAGCAGCAGCGGGAUUGGCAGCAGCAGCUGCUGCAAAAGCAACUGGAACAGCAGCAGCAGGAGCUGGAGCAGCAAGCGGUGCCUCGAGAGCAGCUGAAACAGCAGCAGCAAGAGCAGGAGCACGAGGUUGAUGCCAACGCAACCUUGCUGCCUCGCUUGCUAAUGCCGCAGCAGCAGCAGCAAGAGUGGAGCAAAAAUAACAGCAGCCUAAAGGCACAGCAGCAGCAGCAGCAGCAGCAGCAGCAGCAGGAGUUGAAGGAGCCGCAGCAGCAAGAACGGGAGCAGCAGCAGGGAGAGCAACAGAAGAGAGAAAUGGGCGAAACGCAGCAGCAGCAGCAGCAACAAAGACUACAGCUAGAGCAGCAGCUAAACACCGAGGCGCAACAAGCUGAAAUGAAGGACCAAGAGCAGCAGCAGCAACAGCAGCAGCAGCUGCAGCAGCAGCAGCAAGAGCAACACCAGGGUGUGAAGCGUCAGCUAGCCGCCGUGAAGCAGCAGCAGGAGCAGACACACCAGCAGGAGGAGCCUGAAGAGCAACAGCAGCAGCACGAACAUCAGCAGCAGCAGCAGCAGCAGCAGCAGCAGCAGGGUGCUGUCAGUCGGCUGCUGCUGCGGCCUUUAACAAACUUGAGGGAACGCGCAGGGCUGCGGCAGGUGCUGCUGAGUGAAGCAGCAGCAGCAGCAGUGGGGGGCUCUGGAGGAGCAGCAGCAGCAACAACAGCAGCAGCAGGAGGGAGACCAGUGGGGCCUUAUGACCCCUCGUCGGGAUCGGCGGGAGGCAGCGCAGCAGCAGCAGCAGCAGGAGCAGCAGGAGCAGCAGGAAGCACUGAAGGGCCCCUGAACUUUCAAAGUUUGCUUCCUCGUGCUGCUGCUGCUCCUUCUUGUUUGCUGCAGCACACCAAGAUUACGGGGCUGCCUUCGGAAGUGGACCAGCGCAGCAGCUUGAGUGCCUGCCAGGCCUCGUGCCGCGCGGGGCAGCAGCUUGCUGCUGCUGCUGCUGCAGCAGCAGCAGCAGCAGACGGCGCGCGCAUGCACCAAAUGCGAGUGGUCCCCCAGCCCUGCCACUUUGUCUCCUUCAAUCUUGCUGCUGCUACUUGUUACAGAUACACUGCAUUAGCAGCAAUUCAAAGGGCCCCCAACUACUUGUCCACGAGUGCCAACUGCCCCAUUCCUGCUGCGCUGCAGCAGCAGCAGCAGCAGCAGCAGGGGCAGCAGCAGGGGCCGGGGGAGCUGCCGCAGCUCGAGACGCUGCAGCAGCAGCUGCUGCACCAGUUCCUGCAGCAGCAAGUCGCCGGACAAGCAGCAGCUUACGAUUUAGUCGAAGACACUCUCAGCUUCUUAUUUUCUCCUGCUGCUGCUGCAGCAGAGACGCAGCUGCUGCUGUCCGAAGCAGCGCAUGCACCUCAAACCCAAAACCCCACAAACCACUCAGGGGGCCCCCUGUACCCUCAAGAGGGGCCCCCCAGCUCCUCAGGGGCCCCCACCCCUUGGUUUGUGGCGUCUCCUGCUGCUGCAGCACCAGAAACAGCAGCAGCAGCAGCAGCAGCAGCAAACAGCAGCCAACUGUACCCUCUGGCCAGCCAAACUCUCUACUCCUCAACAGGCCCUGAAGACCCCCAAUUGAACCCACGAAGAGCCGCAGGGGGGCCCCCCGGGGGGCCCCCAGAGGGGCCCCCAGGGGGGCCCCCAGAGGGGCCCCGUGAGGAUUUCCUUGAACAGAGGCACCACAAACAACAGCAGCAGCAACUGCAGCAGCAGCAAAUGGAGCAGCAGCGAAGGGAAGAGUCAGGCGAGGCAGCAGAUGUGAAUGCAGCAGCAGCAAAAGAAACAAAAGCAGAAGUUGAAGAAACAGAAGAAGCAGCAACAAGUGCAGCAGCAGCAAAUGAGGCAGCAGCGAACGCUGCAGCGGCAGCAGCAGCAGCAGCAGCAGCUGGGAAGGCGCCAGGAGAAGAGUUAGAGGGGCAGGACAGCGCAGGGCAGCAGCAGCAGCAGCAGCAGGAAGCAGAAGGAUUCCAGCAGGAGCUGCAGCAAGUGGAGAACGCAGAGCAGCAGCUGAUACAGCAGCAACUGCUGCAGCAGCAGCAGCAGAUGCUGCUGCUGCAGCUACUCGCUGAUCAGGAAAUGUACCCAGGACAGCAGCUGCAGGAGGAGCAGCAGGGUGACGUGCAGCAGCAGCAGAUGAUGCAGCAGCAGCAGCAACAGCUAACCUACGACUCGCAGGCGUACCUGCAGCAGUUUGUGCGUGAUCGGCAGAAGCAGCAGCAGCAACAGCAGCAGCAGGAGCGGCACAAGCAGCAGGAGCGGCAGCAGCAGCAGGAGCAGCAGCAGCAGCAGCAGCAGCAGCAGUUGCAGCAGCAGCAGCUGCAGCAGCAGCAGCUGCAGCAGCAGCAGCUGCAGCAACAGCAACAUCACCAGUCCAAUCUAGAACAGGAAAAUUCUUUGCAGCAGCUUUACGAGCAACAACGGUUGCAGCAGCAGCAGCAGCAGCAGGAGCAACACCAAUAUUACCACCUGCAGCACCCCUCCGAAGACCAGCAGCAGCAACUGCAACAACCAUACCCGGAGCAGCAGCAGCAGCAACAGCAGAAUCCUCAAGAUUCGCCGCAGCAGUCCCUCUACUACGAGUAUGAGCAGCAGCAGCAGCAGCAGCAGCAGCAGCAGCCCCUGCCUAGCCUUUUGCCAUCGGAGUUGUUCUCUCUGUUUCCUACAGAGCAGCAGCAGCAGCAGCAGCAGCAGCAACUGCUGCCGCCGCUGCCUAAUGCAGCCCCUUGGAGCACUGCAGCAGAAGGGGCGAAUCCUCCGAAAGAACUGUGGGGCCCUUCGCUUUGGCACCUGACUGACCAGCAGCAGCAGCAGCAGCAGCAGCAGCAGCAGGUGUUGCAGCAGCAGCAGCCGCAGCAGCAGGUGUUGCAGCAGCCGCAGCCGCAGCAGCAGGUGUUGCAGCAGCCGCAGCCGCAGCAGCAGGUGUUGCAGCAGCCGCAGCCGCAGCAGCAGGUGUUGCAGCAGCCGCAGCAGCAAGUGGUGCAGCCGCCGCAGCAGCAUGUGGCGCAGCCGCCGCAGCAGCAGCUGCUGCAGCAGCCGGAGCAAGGGCAGCCGAAGCAGGAGGUGGACGAGUACGCGUUGCAGCAGCUGCAGCAGCUGCAGCAGUUGCAGCAGCUGCAGCAGCUGCAGCAGCUGCAGCAGCUGCAGCAGCUGCUGCAGCAGUACGGGGGGGAGCCGGCGCAACAGCCGCAGGCGCCUGGCGCUGCUCCGCUGCAGCGGCAGCAGCAGCAGCAGCAACAACCCGGGGAGCAGCAGCCCGGAGAAGGAGACGAAGACCAGCAGCAAACUGGAGAAGAGAUUGCUGUGGAAGCAGCAGGAGCAAUCGAAGCAGCAGCAAUUGCCAUUCUUGCUGCUCACUCUUUGUUCAAAACUGGAGACACAAUGUUUGCUGCAGUGCCGGUGGAGGAGCUGAUGCAGCAGCUGCAGCUGCUGCAGCAGUCCGGCUUCCUCCGCAGCAGGGGAUACAACCUUUUAGGGUUUAGGGCCCCCUUCUUCGAAGGAGACAAAACUCAUUUGCUGCCGCCUCCAGGAACUGGAACUCCUUUUGUGGUUUGCACUCAAAAGGGGAUGACUUGCUGCGUCCCCGAAACCGCCGUCGUCAACUGGAGAGAAAAAAUGCCCUACUUGAACGACAAAAACGCCUCGCGGCGCUGCCGCGCCCACUUCGUGUCCGUGAAGAACGCGCUGUGCGCGUCGACGAGUUACCCGCAGGGGGAGGAGCUUUUGGAGGAGAACUUGGAGAAAAAAGAGGCCAAAGAGGCGGCAAAAACGCUUUUAGAGACGGAAAAAGACGCGGAAUUGAAACGCACCGAAAGAAUUAAUGCUAUUGGCGAAAAAAAUAAAGAAAAUCCCAAAACAAUUGACUUCAAAAGUCAAGAAUUGUGCGGAAUGGGAGUUGUCGAAACCAGCACCUUUUGGGUGUACAGACACCUCCUCGUCAUUCCCGACAAAACCAUGAACAACGCCAUUUGCGAAUGCAAACGACCCAAAACACCCAAUGACGAGGUUUCUAAACCCUAA